AUGGCAGGUAUGUCUGGUGGAGAGACAAGUAAAACUGAGACCAUGUCAGUGACAGAGGGGGAUGCUGUCACUCUACAAUCUGAUCUUUCCGAAAUACUGAACGAUGAUACGAUACUGUGGAUGUUUGGACCUAAAGACAGUCUCAUAUCUCAAAUCCGAAGAAAGGAUGACUUGACCUCAUUUUUUGUCACUGAUGAUGUGAAAUUCAGAGGCAGAUUGCAAGUGGAUCAAAAGACUGGCUCUCUCACCAUCAGAAACACCAGAACCAGACACUCGGGACAAUAUAAAAUAACAAUCUCUAGUGAAAAGACUACAAUAAAGAUAUUUCAUGUUACUGUCUUAGCUGUGGUUGGUAAGACGGAUGGAGUCAAGUCAGUGUCAUUGUCAGUGAUGAAGGGGGAUCCUGUCACUCUACGUGCUGAUUCUGAAAUACACCAAGAUGCUCUGAUGCUCUGGAGGUUUGGAGAUAAAGGCAUUCUUCUAGCUAAAAUUGACAUUGAGACCAAUGAGAGCUUAUUAAAUGAUGCUGAUGAGGGAUUCAAAGAUCGGCUGCAGCUGAAUGAUCGGACUGGAUCUUUGACCAUCAAGAACACCAGAACCACAGACUCUGGACUUUAUGAACUACAGAUCAAAGGCAGUGAGAGCCUAUACAGAUUCCUGGUUUCUAUCACUGAUUCAGGUCUUUCCUCCAGUGUUAUAGCAGGAAUAGUUUCAGGUGUUAUUUCUGUUCUGCUGAUCCUGAUUGCCUGUGUGAUUUACUAUCGCCACCGGAUUUCUAAAUUAAAAGGACAAAUGGUUGAAGAGAAGAUAGAGAAAGUGAUGGAGGGAGAAUCUCUCACUCUACACACUGGUCUUACUGAAACAGUGGGACAUGUUACAAUAAAGUGGUGCUAUGAAACUGAAGACAAUCUCAUUGCUGAAAUCAAAAGAGGGACUACAAGGAAACAGGAGGGUGCUGAUGGGAGAUUCAAGGGCAAACUGAAGCUGGAUGAUCAGACUGGAGAUCUCACUAUCUGUAACAUCAGGACCAUUCACUCUGGACUCUAUAAACUCAAGAUCAGCAGCAUCAUAGGAACCAAAUACAAGAGAUUCAUUGUUACAGUCAAUGUGAAGUCAUUGUCAGUGACGGCAGGAGGUUUUGUGUAUCUCCAGACUCAUGCUGAAAUACAGAACGAUGAUCUGAUACUGUGGACGCUUGGAGCUGACAAUGUUCUCAUUGUUAAAAAAGAUUCACAGUCAGCUACUGUUAAUGAGAGAUUCAGAGGCAGACUUCGGUUGGGCAAGAAGACUGCAUCUCUGACCAUGACAGACCUCACAAAUACAGACUCAGGACAUUUUAAACUGCAGAUCAUCAACUCUAAAAAGACCAUAUUCAGGAGAAUCAAUGUUACUGUCACCGGUUCCACAGGAAACCAAUUGAGUGAAUUAGAGACCGCAGUAAUGCUGCUGUCGGACGAUGUGGAUGGAGUGAAUGAGCAGGAAGAGACAUGGUCCCUUUCAUGAAAUAAGACACGCCCACCAGUGCCAAAACCAUUUACUCUUAACACUUUAGAUGAGUGGACGCUGCAAUUACCAAACACUAACAAAAGGGUCUAUUUACAGUGAUGCCACUGAAGAACCAUUUUUAGAUUCUUCAAACCAGUGCACAGUUCUUAAAAGAACCUUUUUUUUAUUAAUGUGAAGAACAUUUUAAAGCUUUCUUUCACUACAAAGAACUUUCUGUGAAACGGGGCAUUUCCAUGGAGGUUAAAGGUACAUCAUGGAAAUAAUUCCUUAAAAUCAACAUGGUGCAAAAAUAGUCUGAACACUAAACAGUAAUAAUGCAUAAAUUAUAGAUUGUUAUUACUUACAUUACAAUGAGAGUGUUGAUUUUCAUUACUUUAUACAGAAGUUAUUUACUUAUAAAUAUUUAUUUUCUUAUUCUGUUUCUGUUAAUCAGUGUUGGGGAUAGUUACUUUUAGAAGGAAUGUGUUACAAUAUUGUUAUGUCCUAAAAGAAUAACUAAUUGUGUUGCUUUUAGUACUACGUAGCAUAGACACUACCCUAUCUUGCUCGUAUGGUAUUAAUUUUAUUUGUGGAGGUCCUAAAAAAGGAAUAUUUAAAGCCUAUAUUUGAGUUUUUAUUCUUUUUUUUUUUAAGCUUAAAUACCUUGUAAACUGUGUAAUAAAAUGCAGUCCUUGA
This is a messenger RNA of Carassius gibelio (silver crucian carp), 2181 nucleotides long. RefSeq lists its product as uncharacterized. The transcript has 7 exons. The coding region runs from base 1 to 1503 and encodes 500 amino acids. Lineage: Eukaryota; Metazoa; Chordata; Actinopteri; Cypriniformes; Cyprinidae. The record is from RefSeq and is a predicted model, not a curated record.